AUGGCCGAACAAGCGGCACUUCUCAAAACGCUGAAAUCAAAUCGCACUACGAUCAAAAAAACAUGCACGAGAUUCCGUACGUAUUUGACUGCAUUAAACGUACCGGUAACAACAAUUGUCGAAUUACGUCAACGGUUACAAAGAUUCAUCGGUCUUUGGGACAAUUUUAACGAGGCUCAGUCAGGUAUCGAAGCAAUCGAGAGUGCUGAUGAGUUCGAGCAAAUUCACCAAAAUGAAAGAGAGUUAUUUGAAGCGAGAUAUUUUGAAAUAACAGUCGAUCUGGAAACGCUGAUCGAGAGGAAGGAACAGGAGAUGCGGGGCAACCUUGCGCAACACGGGUCAGAUUCUCAACAAUCAAGAGACGGAACGCCAAGUAUGCUGAGUAAUAACGUUGCAAAUGAUCACUUAAAAUUACCUCGCGUCACUAUGCCAACGUUUUCCGGAAAAUAUGAAGAGUGGAAUCCGUUUCGAAAUAUUUUUCUGAGCAUGAUUCAUCAAAAUCCCACACUUCCUAGUACUCAGAAAAUGCAGUAUCUUCUAUCAGUGUUGAGAGGCGAAGCACACGAUGUGGUCAGCUCGCUCGAAACUUCCGACGAUAAUUAUUCCGAAGCUUGGAAGAUGCUGAAAGAAAGGUAUGACGACGAUAAUUUGAUAAUUCAAAAGCACAUUAGAGUUUUAUUUGAGCAGCCCGUUCUUCACAAGGAAAACCACGUGGCUUUACGUCGUAUGCUGGAUACCGUGUUAAAGCAUGUACGAGCGUUGAAAGCGAUGAAACAACCUACCGAUCAAUGGGAUGACCUCCUGAUGUAUCUGGUCACUAGUCGGCUAGAUCAAACGACCAGUAAAGAGUGGAAAACCUCGAUCAAAAAGGGUGAUAUACCGAAAUUUGAUCAAUUAACAGAAUUUCUAGCUCAGCGUUGUCGGGCGUUGGAAGCAUCCUCGCGUUCACAAAGGUCCGCAACAAGUACUCCGCAUCAAGGUAAAUGGGAGCACAGUAAGAGCACAACGGCUCACGUAGCUACGACAAACGUGAUGUGCGCAUUCUGUGGUAAAGAAGAUCAUCCGAUAUACAAGUGCAACAAUUUCACGAAACUUGAAGUGGAUCAUCGAAUAAAGGAAGCGAGAUCGCGUAAACUGUGCCUAAAUUGUUUGAAAGCUGCGUCUCAUCAGGCGAGACAGUGCGGGUCGGGAGCGUGCCGCAAAUGCGGUAAACGUCAUAAUACGUUGCUCCAUUUGGAGCAAAAUUCAAAAAAUCAAGCCGAGAUUGCAUCAGCGAGCAUCAUGGACACUAGUGGUGAAAGGUCACCGGCAUCGAGCGUGAAUCUUGCAUCGGUUCGGCAAGAAAGACAGGUACUUCUCGCGACGGCGAUCGUCAAUGUCUUGGACUUCAGAAGUAAGGCUACACAGUACCGAGCUCUUUUUGACUGUGGAUCGCAAUCUUGUUUCGUGACGACUAAUUGCGUACAAAGACUCGGACUCAAGCAAAUUCCUACAAAUAUUCAAAUCUCUGGCCUGGGAGAAUUAUCGACGCAGACUCCCAAGAUAGACUGUCUCGUGAUUCAAAAAAUUACCCAGGCUCUUCCAGCAAAUCAACUCGACCUUAAUGAGUUACAAAUCCCGGACGGUAUAACGUUGGCAGAUCCUGAAUUUAAUCAGCCGUCAGCCGUAGAUCUACUAAUAGGAGCGGAGGUAUUCUUCGAGUUAUUAUGCAUCGGAAAAAUUAAGCUUGCAGAGGAUCAGCCUAUAUGGCAGAAAACGGUACUCGGCUGGAUUGUUUCCGGAAGAUUCAUGAUGCGUGAUCGGUCAAGAAAGGACACGUGUUGCCAUCUGGCAAUCAAUGAUGAACUUAACGCAAGUCUCUCGCGAUUUUGGCAAAUCGAGCAUAACGAACGUCAAAACACUCGGACCCCGGAGGAACGUUUUUGCGAAGAGCAUUUUGCACAGACAUACAAGCGCGAUUUGGAGGGUAGAUUCAUCGUAACUCUUCCAACAAGACACGAGCAGCUCCAAGAACUGGGAGACUCGAGAGACAUAGCUCUGUAA
Formica exsecta is the source of this 2043-nucleotide messenger RNA. RefSeq lists its product as uncharacterized. The coding region runs from base 1 to 2043 and encodes 680 amino acids. The record is from RefSeq and is a predicted model, not a curated record. The transcript is spliced from 2 exons. Lineage: Eukaryota; Metazoa; Arthropoda; Insecta; Hymenoptera; Formicidae.